Messenger RNA from Pseudophryne corroboree (corroboree frog), 972 nucleotides. RefSeq names its product carbonic anhydrase 3-like. Bases 124 to 912 code for a protein of 262 amino acids. Gene Ontology annotation, molecular function: zinc ion binding; carbonate dehydratase activity. The record is from RefSeq and is a predicted model, not a curated record. NCBI's taxonomy places the organism in Eukaryota, Metazoa, Chordata, Amphibia, Anura, Myobatrachidae. The transcript has 7 exons.
AGGCUGGAUAACCCCAGUUUUAGCAACAAGGGGUGGUAGGAGUCUAUAAAUGGCACAGGAGACAGAGCAGGGAAACAAUCAGUACAUGAUUUAAUACUUGUAACAAGGAGACGAAGAAAAGUGAUGUCACGAAGACAUGAAUGGGGAUACGCCAUGUGCAAUGGUCCAGACAUGUGGCCUGACUACUUCCCAUGUGCUAAAGGAGAGCGUCAAUCCCCUAUUGAACUUCACACCCAGUAUAUUAAACAUGACGGCAGACUGCGACCAUGGACUUCCACCUAUGUCCCUUCCUCAUCUUUAACUAUUGUCAAUGAUGGCGUCACUGUUAGGGUGAUGUUUGAUGAUUCUUCAAAUAAAUCAGUAAUCAGAGAUGGACCGUUGAUUGGAAUGUACAGACUUCGCCAGUUGCAGUUUCACUGGGGUUCCUCUGAUGACCACGGCUCUGAGCAUGUUAUAGAUGGACUGAAAUAUUCCGGAGAAAUUCAAUUUAUUCACUGGAACUCAAGGUAUGACAAUAUAACGGAAGCAAAGAAACACCCAGAUGGAGUGGCUAUAAUCUCUGUGUUCUUAAAAAUCGGGAAAGCCAAGCAAAAUCUAAACUUGAUAUUAGACGCCCUGGACUGUAUAAAGAACAAAGGAAAGAAAGCUCAUUUCACAGAUUUUGACCCUACAAUUCUGUUCCCUGCAUCCCGGGAUUACUGGACAUAUCAAGGCUCUUUCACGACUCCUCCAUGUGAGGAAUGUGUAACCUGGCUGCUCUUGAGGGAACCAAUCACAGUCAGCCCGGAACAGAUGGAGAAAUUCCGGAGUAUUUUCUCAACUAUGGAAUGUGAGGUUCCCGUGCACUUGAUAAACAACUAUCGGCCCACGCAGCCUCUGAAUGGGAGAGAUGUCAGAGCAUCCUUCGACUAGACUCAGCGUGUGACUUGUAAAAACUGUUUUUGCCAUGUCUGAAAUAAAGUGCUGAAAUGA